Tetrahymena thermophila SB210 is the source of this 357-nucleotide messenger RNA. RefSeq names its product transmembrane protein, putative. NCBI's taxonomy places the organism in Eukaryota, Ciliophora, Oligohymenophorea, Hymenostomatida, Tetrahymenidae. The transcript has a single exon. The record is from RefSeq and is a predicted model, not a curated record.
AUGAGAGAUAUAUUUGCAUUAUUAGAUAUUCGUAUAUGUACUUUAAGAAGACAAAUUUACUUAUCUCUUUUUGUUUAAUCGAGCUAAUUUAAGAAUUCAGUUCCAUAAUAUUUUCAGCUUUUUUUGUUAAAUUAGCUAGUAAGAAGUAAGGAAAAAUAAUAAAAUUGCAAAUAAUUUGUUGACUAGUCAGACAAAUAAACGGAUAUGGUUAUAAAAUUAAUUUAUUUCUUAUUAUCUUACUUAUUAAUCAAUUGUUAUAAUAGUUGGUAUAUGGUUACUAAAUUUAAUAUUUAUAGAAUGUUUCUUUCUUUCAUGCUCAUAGUAUGUUUUUGCAAACUACUUCAAAUACCUAAUUGA